This is a messenger RNA of Aspergillus aculeatinus CBS 121060, 950 nucleotides long. RefSeq names its product oxidase ustYa family protein. NCBI's taxonomy places the organism in Eukaryota, Fungi, Ascomycota, Eurotiomycetes, Eurotiales, Aspergillaceae. Gene Ontology annotation, biological process: mycotoxin biosynthetic process. The record is from RefSeq and is a predicted model, not a curated record. The coding region runs from base 1 to 870 and encodes 289 amino acids. The transcript has 6 exons.
AUGCACUGGCCAUAUAACAGCUCCUUCGAGGACAAAAUGCCGUCUUCCGAGCGCUCCACCUCCACCGACAGGGAGAGGCUCCUCAUAGACGAGGAGGCUACUCAGUGGUCGCAAAAUAACUUUUCCUCCAAACCGUUUCUCGGAGGGUGGUUACAAGUUCUGUUCGUGGUUGCUGUUGCGGUUCUGUCGUGUUUGGUGGGAGUCUUCCUCGGACACAAUCAGAGGGACUUGGAUGAGUCGUGCACGCGGCGGACCACACAGUACUCACCUGUCAUCGGCCAAGUUGGCCUCAAGUACCACCAACAACCCUUCAACGGCUCCCUGCUGAAGCAAAAUAUCUUCCGGCAAGAUGCGAGCCCGGAAGUGGACGCAGCCUGGGAAUCUCUCGGUGCCAACUUCCGAGCGAUCCGGGUCCCCGUCGAAGAUGCCCAGAAAUCCGGCUUGGCGAAGGACCAAGUCAAGAUCCGGGAGAAAUAUGGCGGGGGAUAUCCCGCCAACGUGGAGGGCUUUCAUCAUUUGCACUGCCUGAACCUCCUCCGCCAAUCCCUCUACUACAACUACGACUACUACCACAACCUCGGCACCGGUGCCUUCACCAACGACGAUUUCAUUGUUCGACACCACGUCUCGCACUGCCUCGACGUCCUCCGCCAGGAGCUCAUGUGCAGUCUCGACGUCGGCGUCCUCGGCCAAGUCUGGGUGCAUCCGGAGCACCCGGAGCCCUUUGUGGACUUCAACACGAAGCACCAGUGCCGGAAUUUUGAGGAGAUUCGGGAAUGGGCGGAGAAGAACCAGCUGCCAGAGACGGUGCCCUCGGAUUUCCUGGAGCCGCCCUUGUUGACGGAUCGGGUGUAUGAGGAGAUUCCGUGAGGCGAUGUAACUUAGAAGAUUGUAUAUAUAGAGCUGGGCAAUGAUUACUUGCAUAUAUGACUCUUUCCUCGCUGUUUUCU